GUUGGUUCGAUUUGAAUUGGGUCGGUUCGGUUAUAUUUCUCUCCUAGUGCCUAGUUUAUAGCUAAGCGGUUAGCUUCUUGUUUCACCGAUACACUUGUUAAAAGAUCCAAGGAUAUGUCUAGGGGUUCGAACGAGGCUGGUGAUUCGUCCGAGUUCGUUUAUCCACCGCUGAAGAAGCCCAAGGAAAAUCCGGUUCCGGAGGCGGAGGCGAAGGCGAAGGUGGAUGCGAAGGUGGAUGUAAGAAUGCGAAUUCUCCGCAAAGGAGACUGGGACGAUCCGGAAUAUAAGAGACAGCGAGAUAUUUUUGAGGAGCAAUUUGAAUCGAGCGAGGGUUACGAUGUUGAUUGGGAUAAUUUGGACUUCAACUUCCCUGCCGUCAGAUUCGAAUGGGCAUCAGGUCUAUCAGCUCGACAUACUAAUAUUGAGUUACUCAAUCUGCUCAUAGAGACAGCCAUUGACGAAGAAAACGAAGAAACUGGAACAAAACUUGAGUUUGUCAAGUAUGUGAGUGCAAAUGUACUUGGCGUCCAAGGUUUUCUGUUUUACAUAACAUUUUGGGCAAAGGAUCUUUCCUCACCAGUUCCAGAGCCAAAAUUGUACCAAGCAAAGGUGCGGAAGUUUGCGGAUGAGAUCGAUGUUAGUGAAUUCAGGUUAAGGCCAACACAAGAAUGAUCAAUGGUGAGGUACACUUUUCAUAUGAUUGAGUUGAUUUUGCUUCUUGAGUUGAAUCUAUUGUAAGCCAUGACUUGUGAGUUAUGUCGCUCAUACAGGUGAUAACUACUUCAACUCCGUGGGCUUCUCCAGUACUUAGAUCUCGAACAUUUUACUUUUCAAGUAACUUAAUGUCAUGUUAUGCCCUUAUUAUCUAAUAAUGUAUCUAUACUUUUAUGUAGCUGGUCUUUACAAAAUUAUACGGUUCUAUUUAAGUUCGGUUAUUGA
Arabidopsis lyrata subsp. lyrata is the source of this 939-nucleotide messenger RNA. RefSeq lists its product as uncharacterized. Bases 115 to 672 code for a protein of 185 amino acids. The transcript has 2 exons. NCBI's taxonomy places the organism in Eukaryota, Viridiplantae, Streptophyta, Magnoliopsida, Brassicales, Brassicaceae. The record is from RefSeq and is a predicted model, not a curated record.